Molecule: messenger RNA, 1336 nt
Organism: Mangifera indica (mango)
Lineage: Eukaryota; Viridiplantae; Streptophyta; Magnoliopsida; Sapindales; Anacardiaceae
Product: polygalacturonase-like
Exons: 4
Coding region: 1-1200 (399 amino acids)
Biological process (GO): carbohydrate metabolic process
Molecular function (GO): polygalacturonase activity
Source: RefSeq, a predicted model, not a curated record
AUGGCAAAACCUAUGGGUUCCUUUAUUUUUUUAGUUCUUCUUUUGGUCCUUUUCUUUGAUUCAUCAAUAGCGAUUUCUGUGAGUUACAAUGUGGUCAGCUUAGGAGCCAAACCCGAUGGUGUAACUGACUCAUCGAAAGCCUUUCUCGAUGCAUGGACGAAAGCUUGUGGCUCGACAGUGGCAGCAAAGAUUUAUGUGCCAGAAGGGAGGUUCUUGCUAGGAAAUACUGUGUUUGAAGGCGAAUGCAAGAACAAUGAUAUUACCAUACGCAUUGAUGGCACUCUUGUGGCUCCAGUAUAUUAUAACGCUCUUCGAAAUGCCGAUUACUGGCUUCUUUUUCACCGUGUUGAUGGCGUUUGGAUUAGUGGAGGUACUUUUGAUGGUCAAGGUGCUGGAUUGUGGGCUUGUAAAAAGACAGGGAAAAGUUGCCCAAUAGGCGCCACUACUCUGAAAUUUAUCAACUCCAAAAAUAGUGGGAUAUAUGGGUUAAAGUCGAUAAAUAGCCAGAAGUUUCAUAUACUUAUCCAUAAAUGCGACAAUGUGAAAGUGCAGGGAGUUACUAUUUCAGCUCCAUGGGACAGCCCUAACACCGAUGGAAUUCAUGUGGAAUUAUCAAACAAUGUCGCGAUCAUGAACUCCAAUAUUGGCACUGGUGACGAUUGUGUGUCAGUUGGCCGUGGUACUAACAAUUUAUGGGUUAAGGGUAUUGCUUGUGGCCCAGGCCAUGGGAUCAGUAUUGGCAGUCUUGGCAAGGAACAAAAUGAGGCUGGUGUGCAAAAUGUGACAGUUGAAACUGUGAAAUUUACAAGAACUGAUAAUGGACUGAGGAUCAAAACUUGGGCGAAACCUAGCAGUAGUUUCGUCAGUAACAUUCUUUUUCGAAAUGUCACCAUGAACAAUGUCAAGAAUCCUAUUAUUAUUGAUCAAAAUUACUGCCCUCAUAAGAAAAAUUGCCCAGAUCAGGUUUCAGGAGUCAAAAUAAGUGAUGUGACUUAUCGAGAUAUAUUCGGAACAUCUGCAACUGAAGUGGGUGUGAAGUUUAAUUGCAGUUCACAUAAUCCAUGUUCUGGGAUAACCUUAGAGGAUUUGAAGCUGACUUAUAAGAAUCAACCAGCUAAAGCAUCGUGUAGCCAUGUUGUUGGUUCUGCUCGUGGUUUCGAUCUGCCUAACACUUGUUUUGGCAAGCAAAAUAUGUUAUAGACGAUAGGAUGCAUUUCCUGAUAGGUGUUCUGUCUUUGUAUCGCAAUUUGUAUAAGAAUGUAUUUCUUUAUAAUAUUAAUUAAUAAUAACUGUUAUUGGAUCUCUGUCAGUCAAAAAACCAGGGUAGACAAAGAAA